CCUCCUCUCCAGUUCAGAACAAGAUCUACGUGCAUUUCUCCUAGACAUGUUUUGAGAUCCAGGAGGGGGUGAAAGUAGUUAAUGUGCAACAGGAAUCUGAGUUUCAGACACAAAGCAAGGUUUCCAUUGACCCUGCUGACAUGCUGCAAGCUAAAUAUUAAACAUUUUUUUUUAAUCAAUUGAAGUCCAGCCUGGGAAGAAGAAACAGUUAAAGAAAUGUCUCAAUUAUACUUGCAAUCAGCUAAUCAGACUUUGUGUACGUCUGUGGAUGGUACAGAACUGAAAUCAAGCUCUGAUAAUGAAACCACGAAUGAAAAAUGGAUUGAAGACUCCUUUCCAGGAUUAGAAAUAUUGUGCACAAUUUAUGUUACAUAUGGUGUGAUCAUUUCAGUGGGUCUUCUUGGAAAUGCAAUACUCAUCAAAGUUUUUUUCAAGGUUAAAUCAAUGCAGACGGUUCCCAACAUCUUCAUCACCAGCCUGGCAUUCGGAGACCUGCUGCUUUUGUUAACGUGUGUGCCUAUAGAUGCAACACGUUACAUUGUGGAUACCUGGCUCUUCGGAAGAAUUGGGUGCAAGCUGCUGUCUUUUAUCCAGUUAACAUCAGUUGGAGUAUCAGUGUUUACCCUGACUGUUCUCAGUGCUGACAGGUACAGAGCCAUCGUUAAACCCUUGGAACUGCAGACUUCAGAUGCACUCCUGAAGACCUGCUGUAAAGCAGGCUGCGUUUGGGUUGUCUCCAUGAUAUUUGCUGUCCCAGAGGCUGUUUUUUCAGAUUUGUAUUCUUUCAGCAAUCCUGAGAAAAAUGUAACUUUUGAGGCGUGUGCCCCCUAUCCUGUAUCUGAGAAGAUCCUGCAGGAAGCUCACUCCCUGGUUUGCUUCUUAGUGUUCUAUAUUGUGCCCUUAGCUGUCAUUUCUGUCUACUACUUUCUUAUUGCCAGAACUUUAUAUAAAAGUACAUCCAACAUGCCAGCCGAAGAAUACUCUCAUGCCCAUAAGCAGAUUGAAUCCCGCAAGAGAGUUGCAAAGACAGUGCUGGUGCUUGUGGCUCUGUUCGCAUUCUGCUGGCUGCCCAACCACAUCCUCUAUCUGUAUCGCUCUUUCACAUACCACACUUCUAUCAAUGCUUCCACCUAUCACCUGAUAGCAACUAUUUUUUCCCGCGCCUUGGCCUUCAGCAAUUCCUGCGUCAAUCCUUUUGCUCUUUAUUGGCUGAGUAAAACUUUCCGGCAACAUUUUAAAAAGCAAGUCUCAUGCUGCAAGGCAGCAUUCUGUGCAAAGUCUUCCAGUGCUCCCCAGAGCAGUUCUCCUACCAGAGCCCUGUCAGUCACAGGCAGCAUGCAUGGCUCAGAAGUCAGUGUUACACUGCUAACAGAUUAUAGCAUCACGAAAGAAGAGGAAAGUGUUUAGUCCAUGUGGGAAGAAGAAGGACAGAAACAGAGUCAUUGCUAUCAAGUCACUGCUACUGGUAUCCUGGAAAGAGGUUCUAUGGCUUGCUCUAUCUGUGAAAGCGUGUUCAUCAGGAGUUCCUCAUUUUUCAAAACGUAAAAUAAACAAAUCAAAUUGUGUGGGGCAAGAAGCAGCAACAGCUGAACGGUACAGCAUAAGCUCAAAGGGAUUACUCAUGUUCCCAGGCAUGAAUACAGAUUCCUGGCUGGAAUUCCUGGACAGGGCAGGAGAGGACUUAGCAGAGUUGGUACAAGAAUUGGCUGUAAGGAGAGUUUUGUUCUGGGUGACUUGCUCUUUGAGUCGUGACUGAGAGCUCCCUCUGACAACUAUUUGCACCCACAGCAAGAAAGCAAAGCCACUUGGUCAUAACACGAUCAAGCAGGCACAUUUUUGAUUUAUUUAUUUUCUUGUCCUGAAUGUUAAAAAUGUGUAAACACAAGAGAAAGAAUGCUAAAAUGAAAGAAAGCUAAGGUUUGUAGCGCUGUGAAGUAAAAAAAGAAAAAGUGUUAUGGGCCAGAUCCAUAGUAGCUGUUGCUCUGUCAGUGACUUAGAAUUUCUGGGUAAGAGCUGACUGCUUUGUAGUGAGAUGGAUGUUCCUAAGGAAGUCAAGGGAAUGAGCAGGUGAUCAUUUCUCUGAGAAAGUUAUAAUCACCUUUAACUACGCUUGUAAAGUUCUUUGUGAUAUAUGGGUAAAACAUCUUGAUAGUGCAGAGUUUUUUUAUUGUUACAGUGAUUUAAUAUCAAUAAAUUGGGGUGCAUCUGUAUCAAGAGUUCUAUUUGCGAUUUACAAUGCGCUUUUGAAGUGCUCAAAUAUCCCCUCCUGCCUUGCUUUAUAUCCCAAAGUGGUCUUGAGUGCACAGCCUGGAUUUCUCUAAGAUGGAACUGUGUGUCCAAUCCACUAAACCAGGCUAGAGUGAGUUUGAAGCAAAAAAUGUACAGUGUGAAGAGUUAGACUGACCCUUUACCUGAACAGAUCCACUCAUGCUGUAGUAUAUGUGGUUGUAUCUAAGUGGCCUACACAUACUCAAGCACACUGGGAGAGCUGUAUUUUUUCUACUAUACUAAUUUUCUAUUCUUCAAGUUGCAUCCCUUUUUAACAUUAGGAUAGGCUGUCUUAAUGCCAUAGGCCUUCUAAUCUCAAAUCCACUGAUUUUAUGACUGGGCUUGCAGAGGCAAAUCAGGACAGCUAUAUCCAUGCUCAGCAGCACUGCUGGCAGGGGCUGCCUUCCCAUCAGGAAGUACAGUAGACAAGUCUUCCUACUCCAUGUUACAAAAUAUUUGAGUGACACUUAUUUUUAUGAAUUUUAUCUUCCCUGAACUAAAAUUUUGUUCUGUGGAAGCCGGUAAUUGAAAACACAAUAGAUUUUCCAUUGUUUAAACUAAGGGACUUCUAUUUCAAGAAAGAAUUUGUGCGUUAAAAUAUACAACAGAAGUUGCAACAUAUGAACUAAAAUAAUUCUGUCAGUCACAGAAGCUUCAAUUUUAACUAACCCUUAAAGGCAUAGCCCCCCUUCAACUGCACAGAGCCCCUUAGCAACAUAUGGCUGGAAAUCCAUCCACUCAUGCGUCAUUAACGAAGUUGUUUAUAAGAUGAGAAAAUGUAUUUAAAGACUCUCUCUGUUGCCUGCUCUAAUCAGAAAAAUAAAUCCAAACUAUAAAUCCCAGGGGCAUUGCAAUACAACCUCUAUCAUCAUCGUUAACCAGUUAAUGACGGACCAGGUUAAUCCCAUCAGACUUGGCUUUGUUUGACUAUGGUCCUCAUGUUACAAGCUGCAAGGCUACAAGCACUAGUUUUCAAAUAGACUCCUUCUUUUAUUGUACCAGUUGCACACCAGGAUAGGAUCAUUGAAAUAAAUGGAAAUACAAUAGUACAGAAAUACAAUUUAUGGUGAAGUGGACUUCAGAGACCUUAUUUUACUCUCUUUGUCUCAAUGUAACACAUUGCCUGGAAGAGAGCCAUGUACAAAUAUGAGCAUGUUGCACUGCUAUUUUCUUCUCUCUUUCCUUCAUGAAGCUGCAGGGUGAGACUGAAAUAAAGUAGAUAAGAAGCC
This is a messenger RNA of Lonchura striata (white-rumped munia), 3497 nucleotides long. It is a transcript of the gene BRS3, whose product is annotated as bombesin receptor subtype 3. Gene Ontology annotation, biological process: G protein-coupled receptor signaling pathway. Gene Ontology annotation, cellular component: plasma membrane. The record is from RefSeq and is a predicted model, not a curated record. NCBI's taxonomy places the organism in Eukaryota, Metazoa, Chordata, Aves, Passeriformes, Estrildidae. Gene Ontology annotation, molecular function: neuropeptide receptor activity.